AUGGGCUCCUCCAAGUCGCCUCCAGAUAGAGAAAAGUCGACCCAGGACUCGAUCAAAUUCAACUGUCCAAAUUUUUCCGAUCUUAGAGGCUCGCCUCAUUCUCGCUCGCGCCAGCCGAGCCAGGAUAGCCAUUAUUGGAUGAACGAAUUUCUGGCUCAAGAAGCUGCUUCCCCCAUCUUCAAUCGGGAAGAGGGAAGUUCAACCCGUGGCACCCCGGAUCAGCAUCGGCCACUUACUUUCCGGUCUCUGAAGCGAGGUGAUAUCCAUCCCGUUGAGCAUAGAAUCGACCUCUCCUCCCAGUCGAAGCAACCCCUCGUUCCGGACUCGAGCUCUAUUUUCUCAGUCACCAAGCCUGUUGCCGCGGGGGAAAACGACAACGAGAAGAGCAAGGAGCAAACUGGACAACAAGACGUCCACCGAGAUCUUCUUCAGCCCGAGUCUGAACCUUCGGAAGCCCAGGCACGUCGUUUCUCAGCUAAGUACUUUGAGAGCUUCGUAUGGCCUUUGAUGAAACCAAAGAUUGUGGAACUGAGCGAAAAGGAGAUCCACACGCAGAUUAAAGCUUUGCUGGACGAGGAAGUGACUUCACUCAGAUCAUUGACGCGAACCCCGCGAUUAAAAGCAAAUAGCACGCCUGAAGAGUACGAACUGUACGUUCGAUUCCUUCGAGAGAGACUUGCGCAGACCCCUUCCGUGGUGGCAAAGAGUGAAGCUGUCAUGUCGAUGGUGAUGAACCUGUUACCAGGUCUAAAAGCAAGCUUGUCUGGGCUGAUCACCGAGACCACCGUGGAAGAGACCGAGUCGGAAGAUCACAUAGAGCAAGAGCCUGAUGACGAGCGGGAGGCAGACGAAGAGCAAAAUGAGCCAGUCGAACAAGAAGAGCCCCUCGAACAAGAGCUCGCUGACCAGGGCGAGUGCAUCCAGCAAGAGGAGCCUUCUGAGCCACAGGAAACCAAGGAGCUGGAAACCGAUGUUGAGCAAGGCCAACCUGGAUGGCAGUAUUCUCACGCUGGGCGAGAGGAAGAUGAUGAGCAAGAGGAGUCCGAAGACAGCGAGGCAACGACAAUCUUAGAUGACGACGGCUCACUCUACCAAGACGACCCGUUUGAUAUUGACGAGGAAGACAGUGUCGUGCCUUCGGUAGAGCCGCAUACCCCUAUUGUCACCCCUCGACUUAUGACUCAGCUACGCACCUACGAGAAGAAGUACUCGAAGACUCUCAAAUCUUCACAGCUACAGAAACGCGGUCGUACUCAUAGCUCUUUGCAUGACCAUUCCGCGACAAACACUCCAAGUCGCCACACCGGAAGGCUUCCUGAAACCCCUGACAAUCUUGUAAUUCAGCGACAAGAAGGCAAAUUAGAAACUGCCAGCGAAAAGCAGGGAGAGCUGAACAGGGCUGCCGCGAAGAGACGCGCAUCGGAGAUGACACCGACUCCAGUUCGAUCAGCCAGCAAGAGACUGCGUCUAGAUUGGCAAUCGACGGAGCGCGUUCUGGACGGACAGUCGGCGGAGCUUAUCAUGAAAGGACAAUCAUUGGAGCCUAUUCUAGAUGGACAAGCGUCGGAGCCAGUCCUGGAUAAAAAGUCACCAGAGCCUAUGCAAAGUCCAGCCUCCAGUUGUUCGGACUUUCCCUCUCUGGAGGAGCUAUUCAGCUCAAGUUUGGGUAAGCUCUCAUCCCCAGUUCGACAGAGCUCAACGGCUCCGAACAUGGCGUCUACUCCGCCAUCGAGCAAGGGCAAGGAAAGUGAGGUAAAUCGCAGCAACACCAAGCCUCCCGUUCCGCGCUUCAGCAAGGAGCCAGGACUCUUCGUGACGCCCUCUCCGAUCCCUGCAUCUGCCAACAAGCCGUUCACGUUCAAACGAAGCGCAUCUCGCAGUGUACGGCAUACCACCCCAUCACAACGACAGCGGGAUAGCAUGCCGCCUUCUCGAUUUCGAGAGACAACGGCGGAUUUUGAAGCUUUGGAUCAUUCGGAGAAGCUGAUGCUGCUUUUCAAGAUGUCCCGAGGUAACAUGAGGGGUUAA
This is a messenger RNA of Fusarium coffeatum, 2028 nucleotides long. RefSeq lists its product as uncharacterized. The transcript is spliced from 2 exons. NCBI's taxonomy places the organism in Eukaryota, Fungi, Ascomycota, Sordariomycetes, Hypocreales, Nectriaceae. Bases 1 to 2028 code for a protein of 675 amino acids. The record is from RefSeq and is a predicted model, not a curated record.